Messenger RNA from Ostreobium quekettii, 2688 nucleotides. NCBI's taxonomy places the organism in Eukaryota, Viridiplantae, Chlorophyta, Ulvophyceae, Bryopsidales, Ostreobiaceae. The record is from the annotation of a GenBank genome assembly.
AUGAGGACUGUGGAGCCUGGUGUGACGGUCUUCACCUGUGCAGAAAACCGCGUGGCGUUGAUUCCUGCUGGCAACGUUCCUAAGGAUGUUAUGGUCGACUACUGCGAGCUGCUGGAGAGUUAUCGCCAUGUCGAAUUGUUAUCUGCUCGCUCAUUUUAUCAUGAGCGCCAAAAGAGUCCCCUCAAACAUCUGCAAUGGGGCCAAGGGGCCAUGCACUUCAGCUUUGUCCAGGGUGACAAAGCCCUGCAGGCAACCCCAAUGACAGCUUUGCAUGGGUGCAGGAGCAUAGUUGGGGUGAUUGGCAUUUGCCAUUGUCCUCAUGCCCCUGAUAUAUCCGAGGCAUAUGCCGAUUUUGAGAAAAUGGCACAGCAGUUUCCAAGCGCUGUUGCUCUCCGCUGCUUUGCUUUUGAACCUCUUGAGGAUGAGGUGAACAAAGACAAUCUGCAGAAGGAAUUCCUGAUCAUGUUUCCACCAGGUGACCGUUCCCAAGUAGAACAGCAUUUGGAGGUGUUGAUGCAUGACUUUGCUGCCUGUGUGUUGAUGGGACUCCAACAACAGAUGCUGAACAAGUCUAUAUCAGAGAUGAAACUACAGACUUAUGUUGACCUGCCGGAUUUCUCUGGCUAUAUGAGUGUGGAGGAUGCAAGGCAGAAACUUGGGAGUGAAGAGGAAGUCAAGCAUCGUCGGCGACACACUCGGCUUGAGAAGCUGUUGGCUGACUUGUCAAUGUUGGCUGGAAGCCCUGGGGAUGCAGCCGAGCAUUACAACACUUGCAUUGAAUUGUCGAAGAUGUGUGGAGACUCAGUGUGGGGUGCAGCGGCCUUGGAGGGAAUGGCAGAAGCCAAGGUGCUUCAAGCGCUACUGGAUGGUGACGGUUUACCAAGAAGUAGGUCCAAGGCUGCCUUGUACAAGGAAUCGAGCAGAGAAGCUGAAAUUCCAGACAGUCCAGAGAGUCCAAUGAGCCGGGCAAUGCGAGAAACUUCUACUUGUGGCUUUGGUGGUGUUUCUCUGUGGAAAGUACUGAAGGCAACGAGAAAUCUGGAGCAGCAAGUUCGAGGUUACUACAUGCAGGCAUACCAAACAUACCAGAAACGGGGCAUCGUCCCCCUGCAAAUUGAGGUCGAGCUGAAACGCGCAAGGUUUGUGGCAGGAUUGUAUGGGCACAGGGCAAGGGGUGAGGCUUCUGAUCUGCUGACCCAGGUGAUGGAGCAGUGGCCCCAGCUUGCGUUGGAGGAGGACAGGGUUAAUGUUGCGGUGGAAGCAGCACAGGUGCUGGGGAUGGUAGGGGCUGUGAGGAAGCGUGCAUGGCUGAUCUGGCAGGCUUUGGAGAUGGUGCGUACACUGCAGAGGGAUGACUCAACUCUCCUGAAGAUGGCUUUGAAGUCCCUGGAGCCCCCAGGCGACCCAGAAAACCAGGACAUGAGGUCAAGCAGGCCGGGGCAAUGGAGUCUGAGCAAGUGUGCGCUUCCCCAUCGCCACUGGGCCAGUCUCCACAAAGCAACACUAGAGGCAUUGCUGUCUGCGGCAUCGAAGGCAGGAGAAUUCGUUUAUGUCUGGGAAGCAGCAGCUGCUCUCCUGAGGGGACAUCACACUGUUAUUGCUCAGGAGCACCAGCACAUGCUGCUGGAGGCAUUGGUGCAUGCUGCUGAGCACAUGGAUGCUGCAGCCAAAAGGCGACCUGGCCCAGGUCCCCCACCUCUUUUCCAGGUUCGAAAUUUUGUUCCACUUGCAGUUGAACUGGUGGCUGCGAAAGUUAUGACCAGUUGGCAAUCAUCGGACAAAGGUGUGGAAGGGAAUGGUCCUUUCAUUUUCAAUCCUUUUGGUAAACGGGAGCAAGCGCAGAAGGAGGAGGUCCCGCAGUGGAUUGUUGGAGAAGAGUGCAGUCUGGAGGUGUACAUUGCCAAUCCUUGCGCGAUCCAGCUGAAGGUGGAUCGCCUCAGCCUGAGUGCCGAAGCAAUGGAAGUCCCUGAAGGCAAUGGAGCAUCGGUGAAAGUUGCGCAACCUGUGCCUGUUGCUGUGGUGCUACCUGGGAGAACAAAACCAACAAGGGUCACCUUAGCAUUGAUCCCACUGGUGACUGGCACAUUCCACAUUGUUGGAUGCAACGUGACAGUUUUUGGGGUUACUUGGCAGCAGCGUUUUGUUUCCACACUGCGAAACGUUCCACUUGGCCCUGGCCUGCAAACUGUGGAAAAUCAGGUUGAUGGAGAGCAGCACAUUGUGGCAGCGGUGGAGGUGCUGCCGGCAAUGCCUUUGCUUAAGGCUUCGAUAAGCAGAGUGGGCAAGUCAGGCUCCCAAAUACAAGUCCAUGACGUUCCACCUUGUGGGAAUCAACACUCAGAUGGGCGAGUGAAGACGGUUGUCUAUGAAGGCCAGCACUUCACUUUUGUGCUACAGCUGCGCAAUCAUUCAAAACUGCCUGUUCUUUCAGCGAGAAUAGCUGUGCAAGACUCAUACAACGCUGCAGCUGGUGACGGCAAAGGGGCAAUGAAGCCAGGGGUGCGGCUGCGUGUUGAUGAGGGGGUUAUGCAGUCUUCUCUGCCACUAACACCAGAUCAGGUUGUCAAAGUCCCUGUCCUUGUUGAGGUGGGCCAACCACUUUCAGUCUCACAAGAGCGAGCAAGCAUGGUUGAGACUCAGGUAAACCAGGUUCCCGCAAAUGCACUUGGAAACAUACAAAGUAAAUAG